AUGUCCUUCUGCCUCGAUCUCCUAUCACAUUCCAACCAAGAAAAGACAUCUCAGAACGAAGAUCUUAUCAACAAACACGACAAAGCGAGCAACUGGAGCAUGGCAGUAAUUUCUCCCGACAUUAUUUUGCUUAUCGCUAAGCAUGCGGAGACCUCGACCUUGAAGUCCCUUAGACUUGCCAGCCGAACAAUUGCCUCUCUGAUAUCUCGGACUUUUGCUGCAAAGGCUUUUCCAUAUCUCAACAUACAGAUCACCGAGGCUGGACUAACAAGACUGGAGGAUAUGUGCACGUCUGCAAUGAUAGCACCAUAUAUACAGAACAUCGGCAUCAAUACUCAAGCUCCGAGACAUACGACUAUCUACGAACUACGGAGGGCUCUACGUAAGAGCCCCCCAAUGGAUCCUCAAGGUGUCGUACGAGACAUCGUCGAGUCACUCUUGUCUGCUCUCUACGAGUAUGAGUUGUUAUGCUCACGAGGAGGUAUCAUUGAUAGGCUGCAAAGCGCCUUCGAGAAUCUGCGCCGAAACCGGAACACCGAACUCAUCCUUGAGAUAUGGGACGAUGGAGAUGGAAGUUGUGUGGGAUAUAAGAACGAGUUUGACAUCCUUUGGACGAUGGAUGGAACAACAGAUCCGGACGGCAUUCUCGACCGCGGCGGGAUGUUCUGCUUUGAUCAGUUCAACCAAUCGCGAGUACUUUUGGCUCUGUCUAGGAGCGGACUCUCGCUCAAGCAGCUCCGCGUCACAUCGAAAGCUCACUUACUGGCACAUCCAUGGGACAACGUAUAUAACGAUCUCACGUUGCGAGAUGACAUGACGUCAUCAUAUCAAUGCGACGAUUUAUCACAGAUCGACGUUAAGGAGAUUCAUGUUGUCAUUACCCUUGACUGCGAAUCAUGGAAGCAAGAGCCUGGCUUUAUGCUUCAUAGGAACAGUGCGUUACAUCGCUUGGUUGCCAAUGCGAGAAGUGCGAAGAGUUUCAUUCUUGAGGGUCAAUGCCGCCCAGCAGAAUUUGACGCGGGUCCACUGCUCUCCUCCCUAGCAUUAUCAAGAUGGAGCAGUGUAUGUUUGGAGUCUCUCUCCAUACGGGCAAGUAGUCUCUUUCAGCUUCGUGCCGAAAUUGGUACAUCGAUCAAGAACUUAGAAUUACGCAAUGUCAAGUGGAUCCAAGACACCGAUCAGAAUCACGUUGAUUGUUUCGUCGGGAGUUGA
Molecule: messenger RNA, 1212 nt
Organism: Aureobasidium namibiae CBS 147.97
Lineage: Eukaryota; Fungi; Ascomycota; Dothideomycetes; Dothideales; Saccotheciaceae
Exons: 1
Coding region: 1-1212 (403 amino acids)
Source: RefSeq, a predicted model, not a curated record